Cynoglossus semilaevis (tongue sole) is the source of this 3386-nucleotide messenger RNA. It is a transcript of the gene vps35l, whose product is annotated as VPS35 endosomal protein sorting factor like. Gene Ontology annotation, biological process: endocytic recycling. Lineage: Eukaryota; Metazoa; Chordata; Actinopteri; Pleuronectiformes; Cynoglossidae. The coding region runs from base 98 to 2926 and encodes 942 amino acids. Gene Ontology annotation, cellular component: endosome. The transcript has 31 exons. The record is from RefSeq and is a predicted model, not a curated record.
UACUUAUAAUUUUAUUAACCACGUUUAGACGAAAAAAAUAAAAUCGUCUAAUUUGACGUUACCAGGAAGUACAGAAUUGUCACAUGAUUAAAGAAAGAUGGCCGCCGUGCAGUGGCGUUCUCGUGAUCGUGACUAUGAUGCAGAGCUGCAGAGAUGUCGCUCAGAGGUGACGACGGUGGAGUUUGGAGACUAUCAUCCCCUCAAGCCUAUAAUGGUGACAGACACCAAGACUCGCCGAGGUACUCGUAAAGGCAGCACCUCCUCCUCGUCCUCCUCCUCUUCUUCGGUGCCUGCUGAUCCUCUGAGCUCCAUGCUGGAUGGCACAGACCCUUUGUCCAUGUUUGCCGCAGCCUCAGCCAGUGAGGCUUCGAUAAUGUCACGCAGUGCAUCAGCAGGGGAUCUUGGGAGGAAAAAGAGGGAGAAUGAGGAAGUUUCGGUGGGAGCAGACUUUGAGCCGUGGUCAUCGAAGCGAGGAGAGAUCCUGACCAGAUUCACCACAACUGAAAAACUCUCUAUAAAUCUUUUCAUGGGCUCUGAAAAAGCACCCAGUCCAGGAUCUUCUGCUGUGUCUGAGAAAGUCCGAACUCGCCUGGAGGAACUGGAUGAUCUGGAGGAGGGUUCCCAAGCCUGGGGCUCAGACCAGAAGGUCAAGGCUCUGAAGAUUGUCAUUCAGUGUUCUAAGCUCCUGUCUGACACCUCAGUGAUCCAGUUCUAUCCCAGCAAGUUUGUUCUCAUCACUGACAUCCUGGACACCUUUGGUGGCCUGGUGUAUGACAGAAUUUGGACCAUGUGUUCAGAUCCCAGACCUUUGCCAGAGUCGUUCACGGUGGAUGAUGUAAGCGACACGGCCAAAGAAACCUGUCUUAACUGGUUCUUUAAGAUCGCCUCCAUCAGAGAGUUGCUGCCUCGACUAUAUGUGGAGACAGCAAUUCUCAAGUGCAACCGUUUCCUCAACAAAACAGGCAUUCAGGAGACCCUCCCUCGAUUGACAGCUAUGAUUAGAGGGAUUGGAGACCCUUUGGUGGCUGCGUACACCAGAGCCUACCUCUGCAGGGUGGGCAUUGAAGUGGCUCCGCACCUGAAAGACAGCCUGGACAGGAACUUCUUCGACCUGCUGUCAACCUUUCGUCAGAUCAGCGGGGAGAGCGUUCGGAGUCAGCUGGUGGUCCAGAGGGUGGAGAUACCCGAGUACCUGACGCUGUACUCACCUGCCAUCAGCUGGAUUCUGCAGUGCAUCGCCCACCGAGCCCCAGAGCAUCUGCUGACAGAAAUGAUGGAGAGAUGCAAGAAGCUGGGAAACAAUGCUUUACUGCUGAAUUCAGUUAUGAGGGCAUUCAGGCCUGAGUUCGUCGCAGCCAGAGCCACUGACUUUAUCGGGAUGAUUAAAGACUGUGAUGAAACUGGCUUCCCUAAGCAUCUGUUGUUCGGGUCUCUGGGUCGUAGUCUGGCCUGUGCCGACCCUCCAGAAUCUGAAAGGCUGACUAUCCUGAACGAGGCCUGGAAGGUCAUCACCAAGGUCCGCAGUCCACAGGAUUAUAUAAUCUGUGCUGAAAUCUGGGUGGAGUUCACCUGCCGUCACUUUACAAAACGUGAGGUCAACACCGUGUUGGCUGACAUCAUCAAACACAUGACCCCGGACCGAGCGUUUGAAGACGCUUAUUCUCAGCUCCAGUCAGUGAUCAGAAAGAUCCUCACCUACUUCCAUGACUUCUCCAUCCUUUUCUCCAUGGAGCGUUUCCUGCCAUUUCUAGACAUGUUCCAGAAGGACAGUGUGAGGGUGGAGGUCUGCAGGUCCAUCAUGGAGGUCUUCAUCAAACACCAGGUGGACCUGACCAGAGACCCAGUCAUACUCAACGCCAUGCUGCACAUCUGUAAGGCCAUGCACGACUCUGUGAACGCCCUCACUCUGGAGGAUGAGAAACGAUCACUAUCUCUGCUAAUAAUCGGCUUUAUCCGCAUGGUGUCCUUUGGUCGGGACUUUGAGCAGCAGUUGAGUUUCUGCGUGGAGGCCAGAGCCACCUUCUGUAACCUGGAGCCAGUUCUGGUUCAACUCAUUCACACGGUGAACCGUCUGGCCAUGGAGACCAGGAGGGUGAUGAAGGGCAAUCACUCACGGAAGACAGCGGCUUUUGUGAGGGCCUGUGCAGCCUACAGCUUCAUCACCAUCCCGUCCCUCAGCAGCAUCUUCAGUCGUCUCAACCUCUACCUGCUCUCUGGUCAGGUGGCACUGGCCAAUCAGUGUCUCUCUCAAGCUGAUGCCUUCUUGAAGGCAGCCGUCAGUGUUCUCCCUGAGGUUCCUCGCUCCAUCAGCAUUGAAGGCAAACUACGCUCCUCUGAGAAUUUCCUGCUGGACUUUGUCAACAACUUCCUGGCCACUCUUCUAGUCAUCCCUGAUCAUCCAGAGCAUGGCGUGCUCUACCUGGUCCGUGGUCUGCUCAACAUGGUCCAGGAUUACACCUGGGAGGAAAACAGUGAUGCUAAAAUGCGGGUCUACGUCAGUGCACUGCCCCUGCUGGCAGCCAUGAGCCAGGAGACCUACAUUUACUCUGUCCCCAAAGUGGACUCCAACGAGACUCUGUACGGAGGAGACCCAAAGUUUCUGUCAGAAAUCAACAAGCUGAGCGAGACUCUGAUUGGACAGGUCCUAGAUCACCUAAAGACACUGGGUCGUGAAGAGCAGUACGUGCGCCGUCAGAGCACCAUGGCCUUCUCUCUGUUCAGCGUUCUCCUGGCUCACGGCGACCUGAGGAACAACAAGCUGAGUCAGCUGGCCGUCAACCUGUGGAACCUCAGCCACAAACAUGGACACUGUGAAACACGGAUCUCUGUUCGAACUCUGGAGCACAUCAAGCACCAGGCUCAGCAGCCAGACCUGACCCACCUGACAGACACGGUCCAGAGACUGAUGCUGCAGUCCAGAACCUGAGCUCACAAACUUGUUCUUAACACAUGGGCUUUGUGCCAACAGAAGAAUCGGACCAGAGAAAACAUUGCAGGAGACAGUCCUUUGGUAUGAUACAGAUCGACACUGUCGCUGUGCCCCCAUUCAUACUUAGUCUAUGUUGGGCCCACUUGUUGGCCAGAAGUUGACAAACUCCAUAGCGCUGCAGCGACUACACCUGAAACAUCUUGGCAGACACUUCAGCAAGUGCAGGUAGAGGCUAACAUACUUCUGAUUCAUGGUCUGGUGUUGGCUGCAGCCCAUGUGGGCUGGACAAUAUAGGCUGCACUUGUUUAUCAGAACAUGCAAUGAGUCACAGCUAAGUUACAGCAUCUAAGACUGAAGCAUAGAAAAGGUUCUAUGAAGAUCAAAUGUCAGUCAGUCUGCUUUGUCACUUUCAAAUCUUUAUGUAUUUGUAGAAAUAAACUGCACUAUAUUGAAACAC